Messenger RNA from Helobdella robusta, 591 nucleotides. RefSeq lists its product as hypothetical. Bases 1 to 591 code for a protein of 196 amino acids. The transcript has 2 exons. The record is from RefSeq and is a predicted model, not a curated record. Lineage: Eukaryota; Metazoa; Annelida; Clitellata; Rhynchobdellida; Glossiphoniidae.
AUGGAAGUCUUCUGCGAUAUGGUUAAUGGGGGGUGGACCAUCAUUCAGAAACGAAUGAAGGGACGUGAAAAUUUCUACAGAGAUUGGAAGGAUUAUAAAGCCGGCUUUGGAAGAAUCUUGGACGAGCAUUGGAUAGGAAACCAGGUGCUGCACCAGAUAACGAACCAGGAACAUUACAAAUUACGAAUCGAGAUGACAGACUGGCAGCGAGCCACACGCACCGUGACUUACGACAGAUUCCGAAUCUCAAACGAAGAAGAUGGUUUCAGGCUGUUCGUCGCAGGUUACAACAAAAGUCCAGCCGGCGACUCGCUCAGGAAGCACAACAGAAAAAAAUUCUCCACCAAAGACGUCGACAACGACGAUGAUGAAACUCACUUUGGAGGUAGUUGCGCCCAGAAAUUCACCGGAGCCUGGUGGUACUACAACUGCUACAAGUCCAACUUGAAUGGGGUUUUUUAUCCCAAUGGUAAAGUCCCUGCCGAUAAAUUUAAUGGGAUUGUUUGGAAAACAUGGACAGGAGCCAGCAGUUCUUUAAAAAAAGUUGAAAUGAAAAUUCGGCCAGCUAGAGCUGAUGACGUCUACUUGUAA